AUGUCUGCACGGUACGAACGAGUCAGCGGCCACGAUGCCGAAGAGCCAACGCUGCCGCGGUUGCAGCAGGCGGUCCCCCAGUCGCCUCCGCCGUCGUUUCGAUCGCGGGCAUCGUCACGGUCGCGGCGAAGUGCUGUGGCGGAUCCGACGCUGGCCGAUGCCUUUGACACAGACGGCGACCACGACAGCAGCGACGAGGAUGAGGCCGACGACCGGCAGCGGCUGGUGCGGCAGUCAUCGGCGACAAACAGCAGCAACAACCCGGGAAGCACGACGACAACAGCAGCAGCAGCAGCAGCAACUAGGCCAUCGGCGGCUGUUCCCAGCUCUAACCGCGUCUAUGGCGGCGGCAUCCAGUCGGACGGCGUGUUUUCCAACCUGACGGCAAAGCCAGAAGCAGGCGUGGAGAAGGAGGAGCAGCCACCGACCUACGAACAAGCAGCGGCAGAUUCGGCUCCCCCUUACUGGGAGACGACGAUCCUGGCGCCAGGGCUGGGCGGCUCGGACGAGGUGUAUGUGGACGGCAUGCCGGUCGGAUCCGUGUUUUCGUUUGUGUGGAACGGCAUGAUCUCAAUGUCCUUCCAGGUGGUCGGCUUCCUGCUGACGUACCUGCUGCACUCGACACACGCUGCCAAGAACGGGUCACGGGCCGGCUUGGGCGUCACCCUGAUCCAGUACGGCUUUUACAUGAAGAGCACGGCGAACGGUGGAGACGAUGGGGCCGGCGGCAGUGGUGGCAUGUCGGCGGCCGGAGCAGCAGCAGCGUCUGGCGGUACUGGUGUCGAGGGUUACGCUGCGCCACCAGACCCGAACGCACACAACUUUGACCCGAACGCGGUUAGCAGCUCGGGCGGUGGUGCACACGGGGCGGCGGCGAGCCUGCAGGAGAUGGCCAGCUCGGAAUGGGUGGCGUACGUGCUGAUGAUUGUGGGGUGGUUCAUUCUGAUUCGGGCUGUCAGCGACUACCUGCGGGCUCGGCGCCAUGAGCAGCUGGUGCUGCAGAGCCCGGACCGGGGACUAGGCGUGGCUGUGAUUGCCGAGGGCGAGCAGCCAGAGCAGGCGGUAUAG
Grosmannia clavigera kw1407 is the source of this 1068-nucleotide messenger RNA. Its product is annotated as metal homeostatis protein bsd2. The transcript has 2 exons. The record is from RefSeq and is a predicted model, not a curated record. Bases 1 to 1068 code for a protein of 355 amino acids. Gene Ontology annotation, cellular component: perinuclear region of cytoplasm; Golgi apparatus; endoplasmic reticulum. Gene Ontology annotation, biological process: vacuolar transport; positive regulation of protein ubiquitination; ubiquitin-dependent protein catabolic process. NCBI's taxonomy places the organism in Eukaryota, Fungi, Ascomycota, Sordariomycetes, Ophiostomatales, Ophiostomataceae.